AUGCAAUAUCAGGAUGAUGCUACCAAUGUGCUUCUUGAGAAACUCAGGAUGAAUGGUGGGGUUAUUGAUGCUUAUGAAGACUUCUUUGAUGGCAUGGACUAUCUUGAUGCUGUCCAAUGGGGCAAGAUCAAAGAAGGCGACCCUAUCCUUAUGCUUUCAAUUGAUUGCACUCAGUUGUACAAAAGCAAGCAAUCCAACUGUUGGAUAUACAUAUGGGUAGUAUUUGACCACCACCCACAGGAGCGCUACAAGAAGAACUCACGCAUCCGCCGCAUCCGUCCUGUCCAUGUCCAUUCUACCUCAUUGACAGAGACUAGUGUUUCCCCAGUAGCAAUCCCCUUAAGGGUCGAACUGUGCUUGUCCUCAAAUCGAUUUCUCGCUGCUGCACUUGUUGUUCACACACCGGGUAUGGUUUAUCUCAAUGGCCUAGUGGGCUCACACAGAGGCAAUGGCUGUCAGCUCUACUGUGGUAUGAGAGGGUGCCAUAAACCAAGUGCUGGUGGACACUAUUACCCUGCACUUCUCAAGCCAAACAACUACAAUCACCUGGGUUCUGACCAUCUUGAUAUUGAUGUUGAGCACCUUCCUCCUGCAUCUUCAGGAAACUACCUUGACAACCUCAAGUACCUGAUGCAGUCCCACACUCAGACUCAGUACGAGCAGUGUCGCCUUGAAACGGGUAUAUCCAAACCCACUAUCUUUCUCAGUAUACAAACCAACAACAUCCUUGGUGUUCCUGGCUGUUUUGGAUUGGAUAUCAUGCACAUUGCUACAAUCAACAUUGCCAAUGAACUGAUUCCAAUAUGGUGUGGCUCUUUUCAAUUUGAGUCUACUGAUGAUAAGGACACAUGGUACUGGGCUGUUUUCAAGAGUUGUGUCUGGCAAGACCAUGGUAAAGCUGUUGUGGACACAACCCCUUACCUUCCUGGAUCAUUUGAUCAUCCACCUUGUAACCCCACACAAAAAAUCAACAGUGGAUACAAGGCUUGGGAGUUUCUACUCUGUCUCUUUGGCCUCGGGCCUGCAAUCCUCUAUGGUGUACUCCCCAAUGUCUACUGGAAAAACUUUUGCAAGCUUGUUUGUGGGAUAUGA
Molecule: messenger RNA, 1092 nt
Organism: Suillus paluster
Lineage: Eukaryota; Fungi; Basidiomycota; Agaricomycetes; Boletales; Suillaceae
Exons: 4
Coding region: 1-1092 (363 amino acids)
Source: RefSeq, a predicted model, not a curated record